Molecule: messenger RNA, 849 nt
Organism: Osmia bicornis bicornis
Lineage: Eukaryota; Metazoa; Arthropoda; Insecta; Hymenoptera; Megachilidae
Gene: sac
Product: dynein axonemal heavy chain 1
Exons: 4
Coding region: 1-849 (282 amino acids)
Source: RefSeq, a predicted model, not a curated record
AUGGAGAAUCGUAAAAUAAAGAGACGUGGUUAUUAUUCCGAAAUCAUUACAGGUACCGCGACACAUCCUGUGAGACCGGAAGUAGCUCUUUUGAAUGCUGCACCAAAGAGAGUGAAACUCCUAUGGCAAGUUUUAACUGAGCAUCAUAGUGCUCGCGUACAAGAAUUAAAGGACCAUGAAAAAUAUAAUUUUCUUGGCGAAGCGAAAAGAUGGAUCACCUUCCCGCAGGAUCGAUCUAUCGUAUUUCCUGCAGAAACAUUCGCCCCAAACGUGCAAAAGGAGCAGAAUGUAAAACCGAAAGAACUUCCGCGAAAUGUCGAGAUAGAAAGACUGCGUCGAAGUUAUAGAAACUUGAAGAUCGAGGAUGUCUUGGAAGAGGAUGGAACUUCGCCGAAGGAAAUGCUUCCACCGGCGGUCGUUUUGUCAUUAUUAUCUCACGAGCAGAUAUAUGGUCUAUUUGCCACAGCGUCCAUUUUGCCGUUGGAGAUUUUCGACGACGAAGAAUACGAUUGUAGAACAACCGAGGACUGGAUAAGCCUCAGUAUUAUUGAUGGGGUUCGUUAUCCAUUACCAGCCGAAGUAUUCGUGCAAAAAUAUCGAGACACGGAUGAGGUCGCUCGUAUCGAUGACGAAGCUUUAAAUCAUUUAUACAAAUGGUACGACGCGGCUGUUACCUAUUACGAUUACAAGCAUAAAUUAUGGUCGGUGUUGACACUGGAUGGACUCAAAAGGAAAUUUUCACUUCCGAGGAUUUACAUUCGAUUUUACGCUGAAAAUCCAAGAGUGUUUGCCAAAAGGCUGGCAACAGCAAUCGAACAUAGGAAAAUUGCUGAUGCUUCUAUAAAGUAA